Parathielavia appendiculata is the source of this 4009-nucleotide messenger RNA. RefSeq lists its product as uncharacterized. The record is from RefSeq and is a predicted model, not a curated record. Gene Ontology annotation, molecular function: ATP hydrolysis activity; G-quadruplex DNA binding; single-stranded telomeric DNA binding. Bases 197 to 4009 code for a protein of 1270 amino acids. NCBI's taxonomy places the organism in Eukaryota, Fungi, Ascomycota, Sordariomycetes, Sordariales, Chaetomiaceae. Gene Ontology annotation, cellular component: nucleus; Mre11 complex; condensed nuclear chromosome. Gene Ontology annotation, biological process: telomere maintenance via recombination; double-strand break repair; chromosome organization involved in meiotic cell cycle. The transcript has 5 exons.
ACGCGUCCUGCCCAGCAAACGCCGGUUCAACCGCUCAUACAACGUCUUUGCAGACGCCAGGCGAUUUCUAAGUAAUAUCGGCUUAUGAACCAUUUAGGAUUGUAUUGACGGCACCGCGACCAUACCUCAACUGCUCGAGCGCAUUCAUGGGAUAGAUUGGUCGACCCGGCUGUGGGCUGCCCUGAUCACCAUCGCCAUGUCUAGGAUUGAGAAGCUUUCCAUCCUCGGUGUGCGCUCCUUCGGGCCGCAGCACCAGGAGACUAUCGCAUUCAACAGCCCACUAACCCUGAUCGUGGGCUAUAACGGCUCGGGGAAAACAACCAUCAUCGAGUGUCUCAACAAGGGAGGCGCCUUUAUCCACGACCCAACAUUAGCCGGCGAGAAAGACGUGCGCGCCCAAGUCAAGGUUUCGUUUCGAUCUACCAUCGGAGAGUCCUAUGUCAUCACUCGAAACGUGCAGCUCCUCGUCAAGAAGAACACGAGAUCACAGAAGACGCUGGAGGGCAGCCUGCUGCUGCGAAAUAACGGGGAACGCCAUGUUAUCUCCACUCGGGUUAUGGAACUCGAUAAGCUGGUCCCCGAGAAGUUGGGUGUGUCGCCAGCUGUCCUGGAUUCCGUCAUCUUCUGUCACCAAGAAGACUCGCUGUGGCCCAUGAGCGAGCCGUCCGCCCUCAAAAAGCGGUUUGACGAGAUCUUCGAGGCCAUGAAGUUCACAAAGGUUAUCGAUAAUAUCAAGAGCCUCCGCAAGAAUUAUGGGGAGCAGCUGCGGGAGUUGAAGCUACGGGAGGCUCAGGACAAGGCCAACAAGGAGAGAGCGGACAAGGUCGACAAGCUCAUGAGCGGAAUAGCCAGAGAAAUCCAGGAGGGCCACGAUAAGCUGGAGGAGAUCGAGCGGGAAAUGGACGAGGAGAAAGCCAGAAUCAAAGAGAAGCACGACCAGGCCAACAGCUUCCUGAAGAUCGUGAACGAUCUUCGUGCCAAGACCGAGAAGCUCGAGUACAAAAGGGAAGCGAUUGAGGAACUGGGCAGUCGCAUCCAAGAGCUACCUGAAUCGGACGAGUUCCUGAGAGGCGUCCUGGACCAAUACGAGCACGUCAUAGAGAGGACCGUCGCCGACAGGGAUAGAAAGGCCGCGCAAUUCCAUGAGCUCCAGGUCGAGCUCAAGUCAUCCAGAGAGAAGCACACCGCCAAAGCUGCCGAGCAGGGCAAGCACCAGUCCGACAAGGACAAGUACGAGCGCCAGCUCAUCACCCGGGACCGCAUGAUUCGCGAGGCAGCCACGCGCCACGAGAUCCGAGGUUACGAUGGGGACUUGGAUGAUCGGAAGAUCGCCGCUUUCAACGAGCGCAUCCAGAAGAUCCUGAACGACAAGAAGCGCGAACUGGAGCGCCUCCAGCGUGACAAUGCCGACGAGCUCGACAAGAAGGCUGCUGUCGUCGCAGACCGCGAAAGCCGCAAGGCAUCGCUGAUUCGGGACCGCGCAUCAGCGAAGCAACGCAUCAUGACAAUCGGAAAGGAGUCCGCUACUCUCCAGGGCGAGCUCAGCAGCAUAGACAUCGAUGACGGCGCAGAGGCUGUGCUGCGCACCGAGAUGAAAGAGCUUGAGGCCAGGAUAGAGUCAGCAAAAGCGGAGGAGCAAGGGGCAGACUUGGACGCCCAAAUCAAGAAAGCGAAUGACGACAUUUGGGCUCUGGAAGCGCAGUCUGCCAAACUCGCCCGAGAGCUCGUCGAGUGCACCAGGCUAGCGUCCGAGCAAGCCCAGCUUAACCUACGGAAGAAGCAAUUGACUGAACGGCGGCGUGACCUGGAGAUUCUCAGGAACACAUGGAACGAACAGCUCUCUGCGUUACUUGGGGACGACUGGCAGCCAGAGACAGUCGAAGCCGAGUUCCAGAACGCCCUCAAGAGCCAGAACGCUGUCGUUGCUGAGCGCAGGAAGCAGAAGGAUGCCACGCAGCAGGAGCUGAAGCAAGUCGAGUACAAGCUCUCCAACGCGCGGGAGCGGCAUAACAAGCUGGUUUCAGAGAAGGAGAGUUGCAAGCGCGCCGUGACCAAGGCGUUGAAGGAUGUGAGGGAUCCCGACUCACCGCCCAUUGAGGACUACACAAAGGAGAUGGAGACCAUCGAGGCAGAGCUGAGCCAAACCGAAACGGACCUCAAGCUAUGUUACUAUUGUGAACGCGAUUUCAAGGACCAGCCCGCCGCAAGGUCGAAACUCAUCGCCAAGAUCGCAAAGAAGCUCAACGAUGAGGACAAGCAGGAGCUGAUGGAGGACCAAGCCCACUUCACGGAGCAAAUUAAGAUUCUCAAGGCUGUACGCUCCCAGUACGAUUCAUUCCUGCGGCUCGAGGCAGAGCUCCCUUCACUGAGCAAGGAGAUCGACUCGGCUUCCAUCCAAAGGGAGGAGCUGAUUCGCCGCCUGGAGGACCAAGACCUGGCUUUCAGAGAGGCCGAGGACAAGCGGCAAGAGAUCGAGGUGUUGAACAAGAACGUCCUAAAGAUUUCUCAGACUCACAAGGAUAUUGUCGACGCCGAGAGGCAGGUCGAGAGGUCGCAGCAGUCGUCCAGCAUCACUAUGCGGAGCCCGGAUGAGAUCAACGAGGAGCAAACCACUUGCGCGGAGCAGACGAGGGUUGCCCAGACCAAGCUCAGCAAGCUAAAUACCGAGAGGCAGCGGUUGAAGGACUUAGUUGGGCAGCUCGAGGUGGAGAGGCUUGAGCUGAGGCACAAGAUCAGCAAUUCGGAAUCCAUUCGGCGAUACAAGGAGGAGCAAAGCCAGCUGCGAUCCACCAUCCAGGAGACCGAUAAGGAGGUGGAACGGCUGGAGCCCGAAAUCGCAAGCGCUCGUGCGGCCCUGGAUGAAGCUCGGCAGCAAGGGCGGACCAAGGAGCAGAAGGUCGCAGAGGAGCGGGAUGCCAUCAGCAUGACGGCCAGUGAGCUCAAGAUGAUCAACAGCGAGAUCCAGGAGUACCUCAAUCGCGGCGGACCUUCCAACCUGGCCUCGAACCAGCGUGCCAUUGCCAGCUUAGAAGCCGCAAUCGCCAACCUGGAGAGCGAGAUGAAAGACCUGACGGUUCAGAUCAACAAACUGAACAAGGAAAUCGACAACAGCGACGCAAAGAAGCGAAACAUUUCCGACAACCUGACAUACCGCAAAAAUCUCCGCGAACGCGAUGCCCUCGAGCAGGAGAUCGAAGAGCUCGAGUCGCGGAACGCGCAGGAAGACUACGACCGUCUCAUGAAAGAGGCACGCUACCUCGAAUCCCGACACAACAAGCUCGCGUCGGAUGAGACGCGCAUCGUAGCCACCAUAACGGCCAAGGACGAAGAGCUCAAACGCCUCGCCCAAGAAUACGACAUCGACCUCAAGGACGCCAGGGCCAAGUACAAGGAGUCCCACAUCCGGGUUGAGACGACCAAGGCGGCCCUCGACGAUCUAGCGCGCGCCACCGCAACGGUGGACCUCGCCAUCAUGCGGUACCACUCGCUCAAGAUGGAGGAGAUUAACCGCACCAUUGGCGAGCUGUGGCAGAGCACGUACCAGGGCACCGACAUCGACACGAUCCAGAUCCGGUCCGACGUGGAGGGAUCGGGCGCUGGCACGGGCACGGGGAAGCGCACCUACAACUACCGCGUGUCCAUGGUCAAGGGCGACACCGAGAUGGACAUGCGGGGCCGGUGCAGCGCCGGCCAGAAGGUGCUCGCCAGCAUCAUCAUCCGGCUCGCGCUGGCCGAGUCGUUUGGCGUCAACUGCGGGCUGAUCGCGCUCGACGAGCCGACGACGAACUUGGACAGCGACAAUAUCCGCAGCUUAGCCGAGAGCUUGCACGGCAUCAUCAAGGCGAGGAGGUCGCAGAGCAAUCUGCAGCUGAUUGUCAUUACGCACGACGAGGAGUUUCUGAAGCAUAUGCAGUGCAGCGAUUUCUGUGAUGACUUUUACCGGGUGAGGAGGGACGAGAAGCAGAAUAGUGUUAUUGUGAGGGAGAACAUUACGAGAAUAUCGGAGUAA